AUGUGUUUUGUGAUUUGUGUAGAGACUCUGCUGGACACUCGAUGGGCAACAUCUGAGCUGGCGUGGGUUGUACGUCCAGAAUCUGGAUGGGAAGAAGUGAGUGGAUAUGACGAUGCAUCAAACCCGAUACGGACUUAUCAGGUGUGUAAUGUGCAGAUGACAAAUCAAAAUAAUUGGCUUCGGACGCAGUUUAUCCCAAGGAAGGACGUACAGCGUGUCUAUGUGGAGUUGAAGUUCACUGUACGAGACUGUAAUAGUCUUCCAAACAUUCCAGGAUCCUGCAAAGAGACUUUUAAUUUAUUUUACUAUGAAUCUGACACUGAUUCGGCGUCAGCAGACAGUCCCUUUUGGAUGGAGAAUCCGUACGUUAAAGUGGAUACCAUUGCACCUGAUGAAAGUUUCUCAAGUCGUGACUCGGCUCGCGUGAACACCAAAGUUCGAAGUUUUGGUCCACUGUCCCGUGCUGGCUUUUAUUUGGCAUUUCAAGAUUUGGGGGCUUGUGUUUCUUUAAUUUCAGUACGCGUUUUCUACAAGAAGUGUCCACGCACGGUUGCUGGAUUUGCAAGUUUUCCAGAGACCUUGACGGGCGCUGAGCCCACCUCAUUGGUAAUUGCCCCUGGAGCUUGUGUACCUAAUGCCCUGGAGGUUUCUGUCCCACUCAAACUAUAUUGCAAUGGAGAUGGGGAAUGGAUGGUACCUAUCGGUGUCUGCACAUGUGCACCUGGUUAUGAGGCGGCUGCUAAGAACACACAGUGCCAAGCCUGCAGCCGAAGUACAUACAAGUCCAAGCAAGGUGAGGGACCCUGUCUUCCUUGUCCUUCUAACAGUCGAGCAAGUUCUUCUGCAACAACGGUCUGUGCCUGCGUUGCUGGAUUCUAUAGGGCUGAUGGAGAGACACCUGAAACGCCAUGCACAUCUGUUCCUUCAGCCCCUCGACAUGUGAUUUCCAAUGUGAACGAGACAUCUGUUGUCCUUGAAUGGGGAGAACCUGCUGUUUUAGGUGGCCGUGAAGAUAUUUCAUAUAAUGUCAUCUGUAAAAAGUGCUCGGAUCGGAUGUGCAGCCGCUGUGAUGAUAAUGUGCAGUUUUGGCCUCGUCAGCUUGGGGUCAUCCAGAGACUUGUCUCAGUCAGCCAUCUUCAGGCACAUACCAAGUACAGCUUUGAAAUCCAGGCUGUAAAUGGGGUAUCUAACAGGAGCCCCCAGCCUCCGAGUUACUACACUGUAAAUAUAACAACCAACCAAGCAGCCCCUUCAGCCGUUCCUAUAGUACAGUCUCUUGGCAGUUCAGCGGGUUCUCUCACUUUGUCCUGGGCUCCACCUGAGAGCCCCAACGGAAUCAUUUUGGAUUAUGAGAUAAAAUAUUAUGCAAAAGGCCACAGUGGUGCAGGAAACACAGUGACCAGCCAGCGCACAAGUGUUCGUAUGGAAGGCUUGUUUCCAGACUCCGUGUAUGUGGUUCAGGUUCGAGCUCGUACAGUGGCUGGAUAUGGGGCAUACAGCGAGCCACGGGAGUUUCCGACAUUAGCAGAAGAUGGGGAUCGGAGCAGUCUUCAGGAGCAGGUCCCGAUGGUUGUUGGCUCUGUGACCGCUGGGCUGAUUUUUAUAAUUGCAGUUGUCGUUAUUGUAAUUGUGUGUUUCAGGAAGCAUAGAAAUGACCCAGAAUCUGAAUAUACAGAACUGCAACAAUACAUGGUUCCUGGCAUGAAGCUGUACAUUGAUCCAUUCACUUAUGAAGAUCCUAAUGAAGCCGUGCGCGAUUUUGCUAAAGAAAUUGACAUUUCGUGUGUGAAGAUUGAAGAAGUGAUUGGUGCAGGUGAGUUUGGGGAGGUUUGCCGUGGACGACUUAAACAAGCAGGACGCAGGGAGCAGCUGGUGGCAAUCAAGACUCUGAAAGCAGGCUAUACCGAACAGCAAAGACGUGACUUUCUGGGGGAAGCGAGCAUUAUGGGGCAGUUUGAUCAUCCAAACAUCAUACGGCUAGAGGGAGUUGUGACCAGGAGCCGUCCGGUGAUGAUCUUAACAGAGUUUAUGGAGAACGGAGCCCUUGACUCCUUCCUAAGGAUGAAUGACGGGCAGUUUACAGUUAUCCAGCUAGUGGGCAUACUGCGUGGCAUUGCAUCAGGAAUGAAGUAUCUAUCUGAGAUGAACUAUGUUCACCGUGAUCUUGCUGCCCGUAAUAUCCUGGUGAACAGCAAUCUCGUCUGUAAAGUGUCUGACUUUGGUCUGUCCAGGUUCUUGGAGAACAGCCGAUCUGACCCCACAUAUACCAGCUCUCUGGGAGGAAAGAUUCCAAUUCGCUGGACUGCUCCAGAAGCAAUCUCAUAUAGAAAGUUCACAUCUGCUAGUGAUGUUUGGAGUUAUGGUAUUGUUAUGUGGGAAGUGAUGUCGUAUGGUGAAAGACCUUACUGGGACAUGUCAAAUCAAGAUGUAAUUAAUGCAGUGGAACACAAGACUAUCGCUUGCCGCCUCCUAUGGAUUGCCCAUCUGCUCUGCACCAGCUCAUGCUCGACUGUUGGCUCCGUGAUCGCAACCUGAGGCCUAAGUUCUCACAGAUUGUUAGCUCCUUGGACAAGUUAAUACGCAAUGCGGCUAGUCUAAAAGUGACCAGCACAGCUCAAGCAGGUGUGUCCCAGCAGCUUUUAGACCGUACUGUACCAGACUAUACAACGUUUCCUACUGUGGGUGAUUGGUUGGAGGCGAUCAAGAUGGGCCAGUAUCAAGAGAACUUUCUGAGUGCUGGAUUCACCUCUUUUCACCUAGUGGCUCAAAUGACGGCUGAGGACUUGCUCCGAAUCGGGGUGACACUUGCUGGCCAUCAAAAGAAGCUUCUCCAUAGUGUCCAAGACAUGAGGCUGCAAAUGAGCCAAACUCUUCCAGUCCAGGUGUAA
Messenger RNA from Staurois parvus, 2888 nucleotides. NCBI's taxonomy places the organism in Eukaryota, Metazoa, Chordata, Amphibia, Anura, Ranidae. The record is from the annotation of a GenBank genome assembly.